AACCAGCGCACAACAAAAAGAAGCAGGAAGCGUUCUGAAACGACGGGAUAGAGUAGGCUCGCCACGCCACACGUCGCGCCGACUGGGCCGACGCGUGCUACACGGCUAGCGCGCCCACACCCACACGCGGAAGCAAGAAGGAUACGCGGCUUAUGGCUGCGCCCGCGGCGUCGGCGUCGGCGGCGUUCCGGCGGGUGUACGACACCCUCAAGGACGAGCUCCUCCGGGACCCCGCCUUCGACUUCAACGACGACGCCAUCCGAUGGCUCGACGGAAUGUUAGACUACAAUGUGCUUGGCGGAAAUCUAAACCGUGGCCUGGCUGUUAUUGAGAGCUAUAAAUUAUUGAAAGCUGGAUCUGAACCGAGUGAGGAGGAAGUGUUUCUUGCCUACAUCCUCGGUUGGGGUAUUGAAUGGCUUCAGGCCUACUUUCUAAUUCUUGAUGAUAUUAUGGAGAAUUCUCAUACUAGGCGGGGAAAGCCUUGUUGGUAUAGACUUCCAAAGGUUGGCCUCAUUGCUAUAAAUGAUGGACUUGUCCUCCGUAGCCAAAUUUCACAGAUCUUUAGGCGCUAUUUUUUCGGGAAAAUUUACUAUGUUGAUCUACUGGACUUAUUCAACGAGGUUGAGUUUAAGACAACUUCAGGAGAGUUGCUAGAUCAAAUUAUAACAAAUGAAGGGCGCAAAGAUCUGAACAAGUAUACUGUGCAUAUUUACCGGCGCAUUGUAGAAUACAAGACAGCAUACUAUUCCUUUUAUUUGCCGGUCGCAUGCGCACUGCUACUGUCUGGUCAGAGUUUGGACGAUUACGUUCAAGUGAAGAAAAUCCUGGUUGAAAUGGGUGUUUACUUCCAAAUUCAGGACGAUUACCUGGACUGUUUUGGUGAUCCAGAUGUUAUCGACAAGAUUGGAACUGACAUUGAAAACUUCAAGUGCUCUUGGCUGUUUGUUCAAGCACUUCAGCGUGCUGAUGAUAAGCAAAAGGAUGUCUUAUUUGAAAAUUAUGGGAAACCAGAUCCUGCAUGUGUAGCAAAAGUGAAGGCUCUGUAUAAAGAACUUGCUCUUGAGCGGGUCUUCUCUGAGUAUGAAAGGGAGAGUUACGAAAAGCUGAUAUCAGACAUUGAAGCACAACCCAGUGAAACGGUACAGGCGGUGUUGAAGUCCUUUCUGCACAGGAUCUACAAGAGGAAGUAAUAUUCUCAGCAUGCAAAAGAAUUAUGGCAGAGCCAUCUGGGUUUGCUGAGUUGCUGAACCUUAGGUCUGAUAAGUUAACUUGUGGCUCACCUUUGACGAACGUUUGUGGAUAAAUAAGAGCACGUUCCCUAGAGGAAAAAAAAACAGCAAAAAAGAGCACAAGAGUUCUCUUUGUUCUACGGAAUGUCUCAAGCAAGAAAUUUCACAUCGGCCAAUAUGGCCAGCAUAUCAAACACAGUCAGAUGAGCACAUAUAUCUUUUGGCCUGUGCUUGUAUUCAGUAUGGUUAAGAGCUUGUACGUAACGGCCAAAAAUUCAGUCCUUUUUUUCUAUUUUACAAGGGGAAGAAUAUGUAUAAGAUCAUUUAAGCUA
Phragmites australis (common reed) is the source of this 1561-nucleotide messenger RNA. Its product is annotated as farnesyl pyrophosphate synthase-like. Gene Ontology annotation, molecular function: (2E,6E)-farnesyl diphosphate synthase activity; dimethylallyltranstransferase activity. Bases 153 to 1190 code for a protein of 345 amino acids. Gene Ontology annotation, cellular component: cytoplasm. Gene Ontology annotation, biological process: trans, trans-farnesyl diphosphate biosynthetic process. The record is from RefSeq and is a predicted model, not a curated record. NCBI's taxonomy places the organism in Eukaryota, Viridiplantae, Streptophyta, Magnoliopsida, Poales, Poaceae. The transcript has 12 exons.